CUCAGAUCAUGAUUUUAUUCGAAAUCAACUGAAGAGGAUACGACAGUACUACGGACAGGGAGGGUCAUCAACAAAUGUAUCUACUCUAUGGACCACAACGGAUUGUUUGAUGUACAGCCAUUGCCUACGUAUCUCCAAUUAAUAAGUGGUGGAGGUGAUAUAGCAACAAUUGGUAUCAUAGCAACAGAUUCAGAGCAACACGUUAUCCGAGAAGCCGGAGACAUCGAUGAAACAAACGCCAUAGCAACAGACGUAGGACAUCUUGAUGGGCAUAACAUUGAAGUUGAAAGGGAAGCAGAAAUCACCGAGACAAUCUACUCGCAUCUAAUUGAUAGUCUUACAAAUACAGAUAUCUCUGACGAUAUCCAAACUGUUGUCAUGGAGACAGAUAACGGUGCAAGUAUAAAUAACGGAAUAUCACCACGUAGAAGUCAUUCUCAGCCCGAGCAUGCCCAUGCGGCGGCGUCAAUGUCGUUGCCCAACCAACUCCACAAAGUAAACAGUGACAUGAACAUGAAUACUGUUGAUAGUAUGGACACAGAUCUUUGUAGCUUCUUCUCCCCUGACUACAUCUCAGAUGAAGAUAUUUAUACAGGCACUCACUCAGUUGAGAAAAUAACGAUUGAUCCGUUCAUUAGUGAAAAUCCAACAGCAGCCCAGUCUGUGUCUUUCAAUGAUGAUCCACAGCCCACAGUAAUCAGCCUAGAUAAGCCUGUCAUGUACUCAAGCAACCCUCGCAGAGCAAUGGAGAACAACCUCCUCAGAGCACAUGAAUCAAACUCGGUUGAUUCUAUGGAUGAUAAUUAUUUCUUCGUAGAUUGUCGUGAUAGCGGCACUCCGUUGAUCACCCCGGUCAGUAGUAGCAGCGACUCAUCACUAGGACAACGGGCAAGCCUCAGUGAUAUAAUAAUCGAAGAAUAUUGUGACAAACAAGAACUAAAGAGUAAAACAUCUGAGAAUGAACAUAUCGGUACAAAUUCAAAUAAAGCCCAGCUAUUAGAAAACAAACCACAGACGUCUUCUACAAAAAUUGAUAUUGGCAAUGCAGACGAACAACACGAUGAGAAUAUAAUCAAGGAUAACGACAAAACUACGACUGACGGUCCAAAACAUCAGACGUGUGACAUUGUAGAGAAUGUAAAUGAUGACAGAAGAACUGAACGUCAUGCUAAACUAGAACACGAUAGUGAUAAUAUCAGAGAGCAGAUAGAAUUAGCUUAUCAGAAAGGCAAACAAGAUGCAUUUAUUGAGCUCCAGAAGACACUGAAAUUUAAUGAACUACUUGUUAAUGAAUUGCUGUCCGAGAAGCACGAAGCCGACGAUUAUGUGGAAAGGCGUGAGGAAGAGGCGUUGAAAGUCAUAGACAAGCUACAGAGGGAAAUAUUAUUGCUUCGGAAACAAAAUACAAAACUUCUAGACGAUAGUAAGGGCUCGUGUAAAGGUAAAUACAACAAGGUUGUAACAAACGAACUUAUCAAGAUAAAGUAUAAGUCAGAUAAAGAACUUGCUGUGAACAUCGGUUUGAGGAACAAAAUCAAUGAAUUGAGACUUUUGGUUAUCAAACAGCAGAGACAUCUUUCUGACUUAGAGUUGACAAAUCUACAACUCAAAUCAUCAUUAACAGAGAAUCUUCGUAGCAGGGACGCUAAUGGAGUAUCUCCAACCGGGGAGUUUGAAAUGAAUACAUUGAGCAACAUGUCUGAUAUAAUAUUCUGUGACAAGUCAAAAUAUAUCCCGCAGUAUCCAGACGACCCGGCCCUUGCAUCAUGUGCGGUCUUCAAUAUUGGAGGUAAUAGCAACAAAGCUGACACGUUCACUCUGCCCACCAGACAGUUCAACCCUCUGGACAUUCCUUACAUUAGAAAACAACUCAGCUCAGAUUUUCAGUUGGAUUCAAGUUGGCAGUUUGAAUCGUAUUCUGAUUCUAACUUGGAGUAAAUCAUAAAAUAUUUUUAUAUUCCUUUCACCUAGUGGUUGUAUAAGAUCUCAUACACGAAGAACAGAAGAUAAUGAAUAUGUUCUAUAUUUUGGCUUGUGUAUUCAUAAUUUCUACAUUUGUACAAAUUCCUUACAUCACAAAAUGUGACCAUAACGUAUAUUUUCUAGGUGUUGUUUCAAAAUUUCCCCACUAAAUUCUACAAGUAAUCAAUUUGUUUGUUGCUUUAUGUUCCACCCACCCUUAACAAAACAAAAAAAGUAGAAUACACUAAAAAUAAUUUCACAAUUUUCAGUUUUUUGACCAUUCGAUACAAAGCAAAAGUGAUUAUGUGUAGAACUCAGUGAGAAUUAUGAGACAGCCCUUACAUAAAUAUAAUGUACUAAAAUACGACAUGAUAAACAUAGGUGACCUGCAGAAAGAUACAGAUCAAGACAUUUCAUUAAAUCAACCAUUGGGGCUCCUUGAAAGUACACAGGGUGGGCUAAAUGUCAGAUAUUUCACCGGAAAGAUUUUCAGUUGUGAAAAGAUGGCUUGUUUCUCAGUCUAGUCUAUUGGUGUACUGAUUUGUUGUUAAUUGUUGGAGAAAUAAACAUUUACACCAGGAAAUCUAUCCCUUUGGAAAACUCUUUAGACCUUUGGCUCACCCUGUAAUUAAGAGUUUAAAUCAUAAAAUAGAUUUACUCUAAUGAAGAAUAAAUAGAUAGUAUUCAAAAUUUA
This is a messenger RNA of Owenia fusiformis, 2656 nucleotides long. NCBI's taxonomy places the organism in Eukaryota, Metazoa, Annelida, Polychaeta, Sabellida, Oweniidae. The record is from the annotation of a GenBank genome assembly.